This is a messenger RNA of Puccinia graminis f. sp. tritici CRL 75-36-700-3, 1587 nucleotides long. RefSeq lists its product as uncharacterized. Gene Ontology annotation, biological process: glutathione metabolic process. NCBI's taxonomy places the organism in Eukaryota, Fungi, Basidiomycota, Pucciniomycetes, Pucciniales, Pucciniaceae. The coding region runs from base 395 to 1012 and encodes 205 amino acids. Gene Ontology annotation, molecular function: glutathione transferase activity. The record is from RefSeq and is a predicted model, not a curated record. The transcript is spliced from 3 exons.
CAACUUUAGAGGAGACGGCCCUCAAAUAGCUCCCAGCCAUCAGUGGGGUGCUUUGGGGGGACGUCACUCUGCACUGGGGGGUGUAUGUACGCAUGUGAUCGAUAUCCGGAGUUACAGGCGAUGAAGUUCAUGAUGACUGUUGGCCUUGGGUGGAUGAUAUAUGAUCGGCUGUUAGGCUUCCGAGCCGAUCGACUUGCUGGUCAUUAAUGCGCACUCUGCUGAUCGAAAUUGCGGAGUCCACUGAUCAUGACCAUUCACACAACCAGGUGGCUUCCCCCUCCUCUACUUACAUCUAGCUAGUUAGUCCCCAACAACAUCAACCAUUCCCCAUUGGAACAACUGCAGUCGCUGUCCAUCUCAGCUACCUAUAAUAAUAAUCAACCCGUAUUCAACCAUGCCUUCCUACAAGUUAUCCUACUUUGAUGCCAAGGGACGAGCGGAGGCGAUCCGAGUUGCGUUCCACUGUGGCGGGAUCCCGUUCGCCGACGAACGUCUGAGUCGGGAGCAGUUUGCGGAGAAGAAGGAGACCUUCCCGUUCGGCCAAGUGCCUGUGCUGACAGUCGACGACAAAACGAUGAUCCCCCAAGAAGUCGCCAUCCUGCACUAUGUCGGGCGGCUCACUGGUCUCUAUCCGAACGAUGCCGAGGAGGCUGUCAAGGUGGAUGUGAUCAUCAAUCUUGCUAAUGAUUUCUACAGCUCGAUGUCGGUCUUCUAUAUGCCAGACAACCCGGGCAAGGAGCACUUAAAGAAGAUGGUGGUCGACGACAAGUUGCCGAAGCUAUUUGGCUAUCUCGAGAAGUAUCUGGCCAAGAGCGGCACGACGUUCAGCGCCGGAAACAAGCUCACGAUCGCCGACUUGCGGCUCUACUCGAUCAUCUCGAGCUGCCAAUCCGGCUUGCUCGACGGCUGCCCUACCCACAUCGUCGAUAAGUUCCCGCACGUCAUCAAGCUUCAUCAAGCUAUCGAUGCCCACGAGAAAGUCGCUAGCUGGAACAAGAACCAAACUAAAUGAUCUCCCGGCCAUCCGUCAUCCUCUCCGCGAUCGUCGGUAACACUCUCAAAAUUUGUCCUCAAAAUAAGAAGGACUAUCUUAUUAUUAUUAUUAUUAUUUUUCCCUCGUUGUCUCAAUAUUUUUGAUGUGUAACAAAACUUAGACGAUUGAGUAGCUGUAUUCAUGAGUCCAUUUCAUCUGCUGCUAUUUCUGAGAUGUUUUGAUGACGGGAUGUGCCUCUGAUAACCUCCUCAAGACAGACUGUUCCCAAUGUGAGGGCUUGUUAAUGUUUGAAUCAGUUCCACAAGUGUACACUCCAAUAUUGAGAAAUGGUAGCUUUUUUUUUCUCUUUUUUUCUCCAUUGGCAAGAUGAGUGCCAAAAUGUUCAAUCACCUGAAGAUCUGGUCACUUGGUUAUGGGUGCAUAUGGAAACGUUGCUGCACAUGUAAAUAAUUGGAUUCACGGGAAGCGGUGCACAUUGUUGCUAGAUUCUAAGUUCUUGAUGUAUAUUUCCUUAUGUAUGCAAGUGUCGCUUUGUUCAUUGUAAAUAUUAAAUGUUUGUCUUUUUGGGAAACAUUGUGACACAUUUAAACGGG